Dicentrarchus labrax (European seabass) is the source of this 4341-nucleotide messenger RNA. RefSeq names its product lysine-specific demethylase 9. NCBI's taxonomy places the organism in Eukaryota, Metazoa, Chordata, Actinopteri, Moronidae. Bases 45 to 2384 code for a protein of 779 amino acids. The record is from RefSeq and is a predicted model, not a curated record. Gene Ontology annotation, cellular component: nucleus. The transcript has 7 exons.
GCAGUAGGAAUCCCGAGUCCUUUAAAUGUACUGUACGUGCAAAGAUGGCAGCUCAAGUCGACUUGCUCCGUGCGAAAGUAGAAGAAGAAAGGCUGAGGGACAGUCUUGAAAGAUUCAUUAAAGAGAGGAAAAGGAAGAAGAAAAGGGACUUGUCGCCGUCAGCUGACAAACGGGAGGGGGCUGAGAAAGAGGCGAAGAAAGUGAAGCUCCAUCACCACCAACACGCUGAGCACCGGAGCCACCGGAGCCACCAGCCGCAUCAGCUGCAGCAAAAUCCCGAACCCCACAACUUCAGCGCAGGUAAACAUGACCUGCACAGCCACAAACACAGCCACCACCACCACCACCACGACCACGACCACGGUCUCAGCAACGGCACGAAAAAGAACCUGCAGCCGACUCUGCCUCCUCCUCCUCCUCCUCCUCCUCCGCGGAAGGUACCAGAGCAGCUGCAGAAGAAGCGAGCGGUGCCCCCCGAGCCACCUGCGCUGUUCACUUUCACGCCUCUCAAAAUGGUCAAGGCCAAGCCCCAGGAUUUCAAAGAAAAGCAUCGGGAUAAAGACCUGAAACUGAAGCUCAAGAAGGAAAACACCGAGGCCAACGUGAAACACGCUGAACUGAAGAAAAAGAGGGAGCCAAGGCCCCACAAUGAGAAUGUCAAGUCUCUAACGCUGGAGGAAUAUCUCCUGAAGAAGAAAAAGAAGAAGAAGAAGCAUCGCGAGGAUGAGCACAGUGCCAAGAAGGUCCGAUACAUGCACAACAAAGCGGUUCAGACUGUAUGUGCGGGGCUUGGAACCGACCUUACUCCGCCCAUUUGUCCUGAUCCGUCUCUGCCGGGCGCCAUGAAGCACGAAAGCAAUCGCCAGGCUGUCAGAGACACUGUCGGCAACCACCAACCCUACCUCCAUGCUCUCAAACUGGGACACGUCCCCUUCCUCUCCCACCAAGACCACUACAUCCGCAGCUCCUGCCUCCAGACAGGCACCUGGUAUGGACGUUUCAUGCAUGAGGAGCGGCAAGCCAAUGGUGGGGGAUCAGUUCUGCAUGCCUAUGCUGAUGAGCUAGCGAGUCUCAGCCCUGCUGAGAUGGAGUGCUUUGCCCAGGAGUUUCUGGAGUUGGCCUUUGCUGAGAAGCCCAGAGGUGCAGCCUCCUAUGCCUUGGCAGUGGUGCACAGCGCAGCCUCCUACCUGCCUGACUUCCUCGACUACUUUGCCUUCAACUUCCCCAACACACCAGUCAAAAUGGAGAUACUGGGCAAGAAAGACAUUGAGACCACCACCAUUGCCAACUUUCACUCUCAGGUGAGCCGGACUUACUGUUCAGGAACGUACCGGUCUGGACCCAUGAGGCAGAUCAGCCUGGUGGGAGCCGUGGAUGAGGAAGUUGGAGACUAUUUCCCAGAGUUCCUUGACAUGCUGGAGGAGUCGCCCUUUCUCAAGAUGACUCUACCAUGGGGAAGCCUCUCCAGUCUGAAGCUGGACUGUCGCUCCCAGAGUGACGAUGGGCCCAUCAUGUGGGUGCGACCAGGAGAACAAAUGGUACCCACUGCUGACAUGCCCAAGUCGCCUUUCAAAAGACGCAGGUCCAUGAAUGAGAUAAAAAAUCUACACUACCUACCGAGGGCCAGUGAACCCAGAGAGGUCCUGUUUGAAGACCGGACUAAGGCCCAUGCUGACCAUGUAGGUCAGAGUUUUGACUGGCAGAGCACUGCUGCUGUCGGGGUACUGAAGGCAGUGCACUUUGGAGAGUGGAAUAACCGACCUCGGAUAACCAAAGAUGUAGUGUGUUUCCAAGCUGGGGACUUCAACGAAGUUGUCCAGAGGCUGCAGUUGGAUCUGUACGAGCCCCCAGUGUCUCAGUGUGUCCAGUGGGUGGACGAUGCCAAGCUCAACCAGCUGAGGAGGGAAGGCAUCCGCUACGUCCGGGUCCAGCUCUGUGACGACGACAUUUACUUCAUCCCAAGGAACGUCAUCCACCAGUUUAAGACGGUGUCUGCAGUCUGCAGUCUGGCCUGGCACAUCCGCCUCAAACAGUACCAUCCAGAGGAGAAGAACAAGGAGGAGGAGCAGCGGCCAAACGAUCUCAGCCCCACCUCAGGCCGAGUCUCUUUUUCCUUCCCCGCCAGGCCUGACGCCACCGUAACCCCCUGUGCGCGACCACAGGGAGACAACACCCAAGGUGGGGUGGCAAAGACUGAAGAACCAGAGUUCCAGAGGCCGGCGACACCUCCCAAGGAGCCUCAGCCAGCCCCUCCACAGCCCACCAAAUCUGCUCACUUACCGCCGACAUACCUUUCCUUGGAACCAGUCCACUCUGGAUGUACACCUUCAAAAGAGCCCACUCUUCCAAAAGUUCUCGGCCACAAUUUAGACUUCCCUAAAUGACCUUCCUCCACCCCCCCACCCCCUUAAGUCUCUCUUUCUGCCCACUUUGGGAGGAGAAGGAAUUGUCUAAAACUGACAUCUGUGUCAAUCAGGAAACAUUUCAACUUAAAUUAUUCUUGGCUUUUUGUUGUCUUGGUUUAGUGUUGGUUAAAAUGUUCAGCCAAAGUAUUCUGUUUAAAGGUCCGGUGUGUAGCAUUUAGGGAGAUCUAUUGGCAGAAAUUGAAUAUAAUAUUCAUAAGUAUGUUUUUUUGUGAGCAUUGCAAGCCACCGUACUUUCUCCUACACACCUGGAAUGAGAGGGUGAGGCGAAGGGAUUGUAAUCUGCAACUACACCGCUGGAUGCCACUAAAUCAUACACACUGGUCCUUUAUUAUGACUAUGUAACACAUGUUUUUGUAUUUGACAGCACCUGAACUGGAACUCUUUACUGUCUCAUUCAAAAGGUGUGUACCAUAUACAGAAAGUAGUAUUUUAUAAGUUGCCACACUUACUGUAGGAGACAAAAUCUUUAAUUUAUUCUCAAGGCUCAGCUGUUUAUUUUUUGGCAGAAUUAUUUCAUGGAAGAUGGAAGUCUGGGGCAGUUUUCACAAGUGCAGGUGGAAUGAUUGUUUACAUACUUAAUGUAUGAUUACUCUGGAAGCAUGAUACUGACAUUAUACUAUCGUAUUCAUUUCAGUGGUAGAGGCAUAAAGACUAACCUUGUGAAGAAGAUGCAGUUCACUUAGUUUCAUAGACAGAUUUUCUGAAAAACUGGAACUUUUCCAUUCUAAUCAAAAGCCUGGCACAUAUUGGAUUUCCUGGAUUGGUCACAGCCAGUAAACAUAGGAUAAUCGAAAGGAGUAAAUGAAUGUGUAAGGAUGAGUAAUUAAACUACAAACACGUAAAACCUUUUUUGUCAGCUUCUUAAGUUGCAAUUUUUUAUUUAAAUGCCAUUUUAUACAGCACCCUUUUUCUUACUGUUGAUACUGUUUUUGAUAUUUUAUUUAUUUUCUUAAGAUUGAGCUCAACAUAAAAACACACAAGUUUAUAAGGUGUGAUGAAUAUUUAAGAUUAUUAUCUAACUAUAGGGGCACCUCUAAAUGACGAAGGAAUUACGGCUAUUGCAUUUAGCAAUAAUUGUCUGAAUCUUUUCUUCAGGUGUGGAGUAUGUCUUCAGAAUUUGGUAUGUAAAUAUUAUGUUGUUAUAUGUGAAUGCUGUUUGUGCUCUCAAGUCAUUUUUCACUUCAAAUUCAUCUUCACCUUUAGUUUUAGCUGGUAAUGUCACUGGGUUGAUAAAGGCACCGUUGUAGAAGGUCACUGUGGUUUAGUGUAAUUGUGUUGAUUUAAACUGCGAAUGCCUCGAGUUCGUUCCAGCAAAGUCUGAAAUAAUGAAGCCUCCUACAAAAUGAUCCGAGGCUGAACUGUUCCGCAAUGGAAGUGAAUUUCACAUUUCUUUCAAAAAUGAUCGAUCCUAAAAAUAUCUUCACUUCAUAUUGAGCGUGGUUACCCAGAGUUUCUGAUCAGAGAUCUACACUUCACCUAAACCUCACACAGGCUUUCAUUAUGUGGUCUUCUAUAAGCAGUCUUCUGUAAAGGAAGUGAUCAUGUGAUACUGCCUUUGCUCUACCACUGACUACGUCUUAGUGCCUUGUACUGUAUUCAAUUAGCCUCAUUUAAAACUGUGAGGUUUAUUUGCUGAUGAAUUGGAUGGUGAAAUGGGUAUUGGCCAAGCAGCCAUAGUGUAUCUUGUUUCUUUUAUUUAAAAAAAUGUUGCUCGCAUUCAUUUUGAAUUCUACAUCUGCAUGUCACCUGGAAGCAAACAAUUACUACAUCCUAGUGUUAUUGGAAUUUCUGCCUUUUAUACUAGAUCCUUUUCAGGAAGCAGGAUACUUAUUUUUGUUUGUCAGAAAUAUGACUGUCAUAGGGUCUUGACUUAAUAGCUCAAAGUAGAAAUAAAUGAACAGUUCCAAUACUGUCA